Acyrthosiphon pisum (pea aphid) is the source of this 1272-nucleotide messenger RNA. RefSeq lists its product as uncharacterized. NCBI's taxonomy places the organism in Eukaryota, Metazoa, Arthropoda, Insecta, Hemiptera, Aphididae. The transcript has 9 exons. The coding region runs from base 172 to 1173 and encodes 333 amino acids. The record is from RefSeq and is a predicted model, not a curated record.
UAAAAUACAAUAUUCAUAUUACAAUUUAGGAACAUAGUGUGCCUUAGUGUGUAUUAUAGUACUUUGACGAUUGAUGAAUAUAUUGUUUGCAUUCUCAUAACUACCAAAUCACUCGUGAUUCUAAAUAUAUUAUUUAUAAAUCCUCAUUAUACCCAUACCAUAUUAAAAACUAUGAAACUAAAACGAAACUUUACUAGUGGUAUUUUAUUAAUAAUUGCCACAUUUAUGACGACUACCGAUUGUAUUGCUAAAAAAGGUGGUGGUCCGGGCAGAUUGAAAAAGGCAACAGAUACGAUCAUGAGUAUCCUUACUAUGAGUCAAAAGACUUUUUUAAAUUGGAAAACAAGUGAAUUUGCGAGAAACUUUAACAAAGUUGUUGGAUAUGCACCUAUUCUUAAAGAAAGUAAUUCUGAUGAACUAUUGAAGUUAAUAUCAAACAGUGCUGAUUUAAUUAAAAUUGGAGCAUUUAGAAAACUUAACAAGCUGUCCGCUAGUGCUACAACUGAGGAGAGUAAAAAAAUAUUAAUUCUUGCAAAACUUCAAGCCACCGUUGAAUUGGUAAAAUAUUAUGGUACUACAUGGAAUUGUCCUAAGGUAAAAUGGACAUUUGCCCAAGGAAUGUACUAUGCACACAGCUGUAUAAAAUUAUAUGGAGAAGAUAACCAGGGCGAAUGUCUCAGAAAGAAAAUUCAGUUAUUCACCGCAUUCAUGUUCACUUAUAAGUUAGAAACGAAUCGAUUUAUUAGAUUUUUUUUGAAAAGAAUGAAUAAACAAGCCGAUAUAUACCUUCCAAAAGAUAAAACGAUAAGAUUUAUCAAUACGAAAAUAGCAUGCCAAUUAAAAUUUACGCAAGAUAAUAAAAACCUUUUAACAAGAGCAGCAAUGAAACUAUAUAUGGGUAGUUCUAAUAAGGAUAAGAAUUAUGAUUGUGUUAAGGAAUUAUUGCCAUUUGAAAAUGAUGUAAAGGAAAUUGAUUCAUACCCUGGUGAAAUUCAUUAUUUAAUAGCCAAAGCAUAUGGCUACCAAAAUAAUUAUCCAUCAGCUAUAGAGCAUCUUCGUAAGGCACGCAAAGCAGAAGUUGUAGACUCAAAGACUCGUGAAACCAAUAAAAAAGUACAAACUUAUUAUGAAAAAUUAUACACUCUUAUGGAUGCAAAGGCUAAUAGCAAAUAGAAAGUUGCAAAAUAUUACGAAUACAACUCUAAUACUUAUUUUAGUUUUGUUUGUAUUAAAAAAAACGAAUUUCAAUAAAGUCCUUUAAAAUUAAAUUUA